This is a messenger RNA of Andrographis paniculata, 1846 nucleotides long. RefSeq names its product E3 ubiquitin-protein ligase HAKAI homolog. Gene Ontology annotation, molecular function: ubiquitin protein ligase activity. The record is from RefSeq and is a predicted model, not a curated record. Bases 320 to 1726 code for a protein of 468 amino acids. NCBI's taxonomy places the organism in Eukaryota, Viridiplantae, Streptophyta, Magnoliopsida, Lamiales, Acanthaceae. The transcript is spliced from 5 exons. Gene Ontology annotation, biological process: protein ubiquitination; regulation of cell adhesion.
GAUUAACCGUCCGUUAGAAACCGGCGGUUCGAAACUGGUCGAGCAACUCUCUGGUGUGGUGUCUGGACGAUAAUCCGUAAGCGGAGUAAUUUACUUGUUUAAUUUUCAUAGGUAUUAUACAAGGGGCCGAGCGUGGCAGGAUCAUCUAAUCGCGAGAUUAACCGUCUUAUCGCUCAGACGAAAUUUCCCAAUCUCGCUGCUAGGGUUUAAAGGAAACCUCCUUUUCUUCGUGAAAAUUCGUGUCUGAAGUGUUAAGAUUUACUGUUUCCAGUUUGUGGUGAAGUAUAGUUAUCCGUUUCUUAUUGAAAUAUCCUGAAAGAUGCAAAUUCGCCUUAGCAAACCAUCCAGUGAAGUUGGUGCAAGCAUAAAGCAUGCACCCGCAGAUUCUGUCACAGUUGCAUGCCCCGAUCACCUUGUCCUUGCCGAUCUUCCUGUAGCCAAGAGCCUAGGGUCAGCAAGUGCAAAUGCUACUGUCAAGAUUGUUGGACGUAGGUCUCGUCGCCAGCUUGGCGAGCGAGUUCAUUUUUGUGUCAGAUGUGAUUUCCCUAUUGCUAUCUAUGGGCGACUGAGCCCCUGCGAGCAUGCCUUCUGCUUGGAUUGUGCUCGGAGUGACUCUCUCUGCUACCUUUGUGAUGAACGCAUCCAAAAGAUACAAACUAUCAAAAUGAUGGAAGGAAUCUAUAUAUGUGCUGCUCCUCAUUGUCUCAAAUCCUUCUUGAAGAGAACUGAAUUUGAGUCUCAUAUUAAUGAGAUACAUGCUGACCUUCUUCAUCCUGGCAAGGAAAAAGAAGGAAAUGAAACAGAAGCAAUCAGUAUCAGGAAAUCUUCAAUAUCUGAUUCUACGGUUCUUGCACCCCCACGACAAGUUUUUUCUCCUAAUCCGAAUACUCAGGUUCAUGAUCGUGAAGACAAAAUGCAGCGUCCCCUGUCAAGGGACCCACCGCCCACGAGGCCUGUCAUACAGUCAAGGCCAAUGCCAAUGCCUAUGCCUCCUUAUUCUGGCCCUAGUUAUCCAUCAGAGCAACAUCCUGAUGGGAAUCAACCUCAUAUCUACGAUAGAGCUGCUCUCCAAAUCCAGUUUCCCCAUCAAAAUUUUGAUCCCCCUCGUGGCUCGAGUGACCUACGACAGGAUUCAGUUCAUACAAAUUCAGUCAUUGCUCCGCAAUUUGGUUAUGGUCCUUAUGCAUCUGAUGGGACACAACAGUAUUUUGGUGCUCCAUAUGAGAUUGGAAGACAAGAUCCUACUCCUGAAGCUGGACCAGGAAAGGGACAGGGACAGGGUUCGGUGUUGGGUUUCCAGCCUGGCCCUACUGGAUCCAUGAAUUAUUCACAAAAUUAUCCUCAGCCAUGGAACAUGGUACCAGGUUCUGUGCCUUUGGAACCUCCUAUGGUACCCAAGGGCACUUCAGAUGGGUUUACCAAGCUUGAUCCUCAAGGAAGAGGAUUCUUCCAAGGUAAUUAUGGACAGAAUGUGGGAACCAUGCCUUCAAAUAAUGCUGCAGCAGAACAAAGGCAAGGGGGAAACUUUGUAGAUGCUGCUGCAAAGGGGUUAUUGUCAUCCCGACCCAGCCAUCUUCCUCCCCCUCCCCUAGGCCCUUCUCACUUGCCUCAAAUUCAGCGGGGUGGCAGGCCAUACUUUGGUGAUGGGAGUCAUGAACCACCACCAGGCUUUGGAUGGCAGUCCGACAGCCGAGAUGGAGAUAGCUAUGGAGGUGCCCAAGAUUAGGCUCUUCUUUGAGUUGCCUGACGAGCGAUGGUGUUGGAGAGAUCCUUUUGUUCCGAGUGUUGAACACUGAAUUACAUUGUUUUAUCGGCCUUAUUUCACAAGUGCAUUGCAAUUUCCUUA